Messenger RNA from Chenopodium quinoa (quinoa), 2491 nucleotides. Its product is annotated as alkaline ceramidase-like. Gene Ontology annotation, cellular component: membrane. NCBI's taxonomy places the organism in Eukaryota, Viridiplantae, Streptophyta, Magnoliopsida, Caryophyllales, Amaranthaceae. The transcript is spliced from 4 exons. Gene Ontology annotation, molecular function: hydrolase activity, acting on carbon-nitrogen (but not peptide) bonds, in linear amides. Gene Ontology annotation, biological process: defense response to other organism; response to salt stress; autophagy. The record is from RefSeq and is a predicted model, not a curated record. The coding region runs from base 1298 to 2065 and encodes 255 amino acids.
AAACAACGAAUAAGAAAUUUUUCUUAGAAUUCCCAAAUUACAGCCAAAAAUGGAAGGAGAAAAAAAACCGAUGUCUAAAGUCGAUCUCUUUCUCUCUCUUCCCCUGAAAAAUUGAUGCGAAUACAAAGUAAAAAUGAGUGAUCUCAUCUCUUCUUAGAAAGGUAACAGAGAAAAUAUGGUUAAUGCUUGGAGUUUGGACGAGAUAAUGUAAUACUCAGGUGCAGAUUUUUAUUCUCAUUAUGCUGGAGAGUGAAGUGUCCAAAUUGGGGUUUUCAGGGGUCUGCUUCAGUUUGGAGUCACAAAAUGUAAUUCAUCUAAUUGUAUCGAGUGUUGAUGAGGAAUCUAACUGGUUAAGUAGCCAGUGGUGGCAAUUUGGCAAGGGAGCACUUCAGAGUUAGGAAGAAUAGGCGUCACCAUGAUUUCUCAUCUUCACCUUUAAUGUUUGUUCUCCGUUUAUAGUCAUGAAAGAACAUGUCCUUUCAAUUAUCUAUUCUUUCCAUCAGUGUUACCUAGUACUCCAUUCCCCUUGCGAAUUGCUUAUUGGGAAAGCGCAUAUUGGAACACGUAUAUUGGUCUGCUGGAAGUCGGAAACUUUUGGGCUAGUUGUCAAUAUUAUUAGGUAGCAUAUUGCGAUCUUGUACUUGUUUCUUCAUACCAAAGCGUACUACGUAUUAGGUAGAUUCCUUCACUAUUUAGAGGAUUUUGAUUGGCAGUAGAUUCUUCAUUUUAGCAGUGUUUUGUACAUUGGUGUCUUAACUAAUACUUUCUCCGUUAUUUUUUAGUUGACACGUUUCUUUUAUCACGUUUUCCAACACAUGAUUUUAACAGUUUAUAACUCUUAUUAGCAACAUGUAAAUAUUAUAAUAAGUUGAUAUUAAUAAAUAUUACAUUAAGACGAUUUAAACAAAUUCCCACAUGAAUAUGUUUUAUCAUAUUUAUAAAUCACAAAGCUAGUCAAAGUAAAAUUUGUAACUAGUGUCAAAAGUCAAAACGUGUCAACUAAAAAAGAACAGAGAAAGUAUGUUCUUGUUGAUUGAUUAGAAUUAUUAUGACAACCUCUGUCAUACCCAAAAAUCCUUAUAAAAAAGAAGUAUUGAAGCAUUGGCAGACUCCGCAGAGUUUUGGGAGACAAAGUAACAAACAUACCCCUAAUCAAUCGAGAAUUUAAGAGUGACUACUAAGAGCUUCUGAUUGAUGAAGUUUACUAUAGAGGAAUAGGUUGGAGAUCAUAAAAGCUCUGCAAGGUCUUGAAUAAGCAAUUCAUAAAGACCAACAUUGUGGUUCACACUUUGGAUCAAUGGAUGCUGAACUGUUAAACUUUUGGGGCCCAGUCACAUCCUCUAUUGACUGGUGUGAAAAAAAUUAUGUUUGUUCAUCUUAUAUUGCAGAGUUUUACAACACAAUUUCAAAUGUACCAGCCAUCAUUUUGGCUGUCAUUGGCCUCGUAAUUGCCUUGAGUCAGGGUUUUGAGAAGAGAUUUACUGUUCUUCACCUUUCAAAUAUGACACUUGCAAUGGGGAGCAUAUUGUUCCAUGGAACACUGCAACGUGUGCAACAACAAAGUGAUGAAACUCCAAUGGUUUGGGAAAUGCUCCUCUAUAUCUACAUUCUGUAUUCACCUGAUUGGCAUUACCGAAGCACAAUGCCCACAUUCCUCUUCCUCUAUGGUGUUAUUUUUGCCAUUGUUCAUUCAGUAUUUCAUUUCAAGAUUAGUUUUAAAGUUCAUUAUGCUGUGCUCUGCCUCCUUUGCAUCCCUAGGAUGUACAAAUACUACAUCCACACAGAGGAUCCUGCAGCCAAGCGUCUAGCAAACCUGUAUGUGAUCACUUUAUUCCUUGCAAGCCUGUGUUGGGUUUGUGACCGUGUUUUCUGCGAGCAUAUCUCUGCUUGGCCUAUUAAUCCACAAGGACAUGCUUUAUGGCACAUCUUCAUGGGCUUUAACUCCUACUUUGCAAAUGCAUUUCUGAUGUUUUGCCGUGCUCAGCAGCGAGGUUGGGGUCCAAAGAUUGUUCAUUUCUUGGGUCUUGUUCCCUAUGUGAAGAUUGAGAAACCAAAAUCUCAAUGAGCUAGACAUAAUUACACAAAGCUGGUUGAACCUUCUUAUGUACUCUGCAGUUAAGGGGCAUCUCUACCUGAUAAAACCUACUCAGAAGGGACUGUUUACGUAGACUGUUCUGAAGUUUACCUUGCAAACUAUAACCAUCCUUAAAACAGUAGAUGGUUACAGGCAAUUCUGUCGAAGCAAAUAUUCAGCAUUUUUUUGUUUUUAUAUUAGGAUCUAGAUUAGUCGAAGCUAUGGACAGUUUUUUUGUUAGAACUCAAGUAUAGGUUCUAUAGUUUACAGUUUACUAUGUUUAUGUCGUCUUUAUUUGAUGGAAAUUGUUAAAUUCUUGAUUCUCUUGUCAGCUUACUGAUACCCAGAUUCUGAAAAUUCUUGUUUAUGCAAGCUUUUCGUGAUUUAUAUAAUUACAAAUGUUAAUUUAUUCAUUUA